This is a messenger RNA of Momordica charantia (bitter melon), 3084 nucleotides long. It is a transcript of the gene PRP39, whose product is annotated as Tetratricopeptide repeat (TPR)-like superfamily protein. The record is from RefSeq and is a predicted model, not a curated record. Gene Ontology annotation, cellular component: U2-type prespliceosome; U1 snRNP; commitment complex. Gene Ontology annotation, molecular function: pre-mRNA 5'-splice site binding; protein binding. Lineage: Eukaryota; Viridiplantae; Streptophyta; Magnoliopsida; Cucurbitales; Cucurbitaceae. Gene Ontology annotation, biological process: mRNA 5'-splice site recognition; RNA processing.
GAUUUGAUUUGCCCUCGGCCUCGGCUUUCCCAAUCUCGAGGGAAUCAAGGCCUUUUCUCAAUUGCGCUGCGGCUGCGCUUCCCUUCCCUUCCCUUCCCUUCCCUUCCACAACUAUCCACUCUCCACAACAACACAACUCUUCUCGCUUCCGUUAGGCUAUCAAAGAUAUAGUUCUGUAGUUUAAGCAUGGGGGACACUGAAACUGUAGUUGCCCAAACAUCUCAAGUCAUGGGAUAUACAUCUGCUGGAUAUGUUUCAAGUGGCUAUGCAGAUAGCAGUUCGAAUCUAAUUCCUCAUGCCGGCGCUUUUCAAUCUGUGACCACUGCAGACUUUUCUGUUUCAUCUACCUCUGCAGAUAUGGGGGAUGGAAAUGCUUAUGUUACGGAUCCCAAUUCUGUUCACCAAGGAAAUCAUGUUGGUGAAGUGGACGAGACAAAGGCAGCUGUUGUAGGGACCGAUCAUACUCAGAAUGCUGAUGUAUCAGAAAAUACAGCAAUGGAAACUGCUGAAGCUGUCAGUCGUGAUACUUCUUUAAAUGGAAGUGUUGCUGCCGAAGAAGUCAAUGCGUCAUCACUUGAGAAUGGAAAUGUUAAUGAGAAUGCCGGCGAGGCAUCUGAGGAACAACACUUUGUUGAUGGUUCUUCUGUACCUCCGCUAUCUGCUGAAGAAGAUAGACUGUGGAACAUUGUGAGGGCUAAUUCAUUAGAUUUUAAUGCUUGGACUUCUUUGAUCGAAGAGACAGAGAAGGUGGCAGAGGACAACAUACUGAAAAUCCGGAGAGUUUAUGAUGCCUUUUUAGCAGAAUUUCCUUUAUGCUAUGGCUAUUGGAAGAAGUAUGCUGAUCAUGAGGCACGUUUUGGAUCUACUGAUAAAGUUGUUGAGGUGUAUGAACGAGCAGUACAUGGGGUUACUUACUCAGUUGAUAUUUGGCUGCAUUAUUGCAUAUUCACGCUUAGUACUUAUGGAGAUCCAGAGACCAUUCGAAGGCUUUUCGAGAGAGGAUUAGCUUAUGUCGGGACAGAUUACCUCUCUUUUCCCCUUUGGGAUAAAUAUAUUGAAUAUGAGUACAUGCAGCAGGAGUGGGGCCGUCUUGCCAUGAUAUAUACACGUAUACUGGAGAAUCCAAAUCAACAGUUGGAUCGGUAUUUCAAUAGCUUUAAGGAGUUAGCUGCAAGUCGACCUUUGUCAGAAUUGAAGAGUUCUGAGGAAGCUGUAGUAGAUGUGCAAUCAGAGGCUGGUAAUCAAGUAAAUGGGGAGGAAGGUCAUCCUGAUGCUGCAGAACCAUCAUCUAAAACUGUAAGUGCUGGCUUAACAGAAGCAGAGGAGUUGGAGAAGUAUAUCGCCAUUAGAGAAGAAAUCUAUAAGAAAGCUAAAGAGUUCGAUUCUAAGAUCAUUGGUUUUGAAACAGCUAUCAGAAGGCCCUACUUUCAUGUUCGGCCACUAAAUGUUGCAGAGCUUGAUAAUUGGCACAGUUACCUGGAUUUUAUAGAACAAGAAGGAGACUUAAAUAAGGUGGUGAAGUUAUACGAGAGAUGUGUUAUUGCUUGUGCCAACUACCCUGAGUACUGGAUACGAUAUAUUUUAUGCAUGCAAGCAAGCAAUAGUAUGGAUCUUGCCAAUAACGCUCUUGCUCGGGCAAGCCAAGUUUUUGUCAAGAGACGACCAGAGAUCCAUUUAUUUGCUGCUCGGUUCAAGGAGCAGAAUCAGGAUAUUGCCAGUGCUCGAGCCUCAUAUCAACUUGUGCAUACUGAAAUUUCACCUGGUCUUCUUGAAGCAAUUAUUAAGCAUGCUAAUAUGGAACAUCGUCUGGGUAACCUGGAAGAUGCGUACUCUGUAUAUGAACAGGCCAUUGCUAUUGAAAAAGGAAAAGAACAUUCUCGUGCAUUGCCACUGUUAUAUGCUCAGUACUCGAGGUUUCUGAACUUGGUAUGUAAGAAUGAAGGAAAAGCUAGAGAAAUUCUGGAUAAGGCAGUUGAGCAUGGUGAAUUAUCUAAACCACUCAUUGAGGCCUUGAUACAUUUUGAGGCAAUUCAGUCAACAGCAAAGAGAAUUGAUUAUUUAGAUUCAUUAGUUGAGAAGGUCAUAAUGCCCAAUACAGAGAAUCCAACUGUCGUGAGUGCUUCAAUGAGGGAGGAGUUAUCAAGCAUUUUCUUGGAGUUUCUGAAUCUCUUUGGAGAUGUUCAGUCUAUCAAGAAGGCCGAGGAUAGACAUGCCAAGCUAUUCAUUUCACAUAAGAGUACAUCAGAAUUGAAAAAACGCCUUGCAGAUGAUUAUCUAGCUUCUGAAAAAGCAAAAAUGGCCAAACCUUAUCCUAGUGUUGCUUCACCAGCACAAUCUUUGAUGGGUGCUUAUCCAACCGGUCAAAACCAGUGGGCAGCUAGCUAUGGUCUACAACCACAAGCGUGGCCUCCUGUUGCUCAAGCGCAGGGGCAGCAACAAUGGGCGCCUGGAUAUACCCAAUCGGCCUCGUAUAGUGGGUAUGGAAGCACUUACACGAAUCCACAAGUGUCCACAUCAGUGUCACAAGCUUCCACUUAUGCCUCGUAUCCUCCUACAUACCCUGUCCAGCAGGCGUAUUCAGCUCAGAGUUAUGCCCAGCCUACUGCUCAAGCAGCAACGUUAGCACCAUCGCAACAGCCAGCUUCAGCCGCUCAGCCAUAUUAUGGGGGCUACUACAUGAAUGGAUAAGAGUUCCCAUUAGCUUACUUUACUGGUAACUGUAAUCUAAAAUUUUUCCCUCAUGUACCAUACGAUCCAUCUGACCUCUCCUGUACCAUUGUUCUUUAGGGACAUGGGUAUGGCAUAUGGCUAACACAAACUAGGGGACAGUUCUAGAAUCUUCUUCUUCCACCCAAUUCUUCUUGUGUUUUAAUUUUUGAUGUGCCAAAAUGGUAACUUGGGUAUCAGAAUUUUUCAUUGCUAAGUAGCUUCGGAAGGUAAUGAUUUCAACCGACUUGACUCGACUCCAUUUGUUGUGAAUGUUCUGUUAUAUAUGGGCAGACGCAGACCCCUAGUAUGGUGCAUAGAUGGUUGUGGCAUCAAACUGGGAGUGACUACUACGUUUGAAAGCCUAUUUUUGGAUUA